Molecule: messenger RNA, 2134 nt
Organism: Stegostoma tigrinum
Lineage: Eukaryota; Metazoa; Chordata; Chondrichthyes; Orectolobiformes; Stegostomatidae
Gene: tmem218
Product: transmembrane protein 218
Exons: 4
Coding region: 72-419 (115 amino acids)
Source: RefSeq, a predicted model, not a curated record
GGCGCGAUGGAUGUUGCAAGGUGCUGCUUCUGCUGCGAGUUGCUAGGCUGGCAUAUGCAGUAACCUCCACAAUGGCUGGUGUUUUAAUGGGAGUAGGGGCAGGAGUUUUUAUUCUGGCUAUUGUAUGGGUUUUAUCAUUGCUGAUAUGCAUGCUGCUAUCUCGUUCAGGAGGUGUGAUCAGCUGGCUUUCGAUUAUAUUGGUUUUCUUCCUUGCAUUGAUGAUCACCUUGAUCCUCAUCUUCUUUCCCCGAGCCAAAGAAACACCUGAGUCAGUGACUGAAGAUGUGAUUUAUGACAGUUUCUUCAUUGGCCGCUAUUGUCUGUUGUGUAUACUAAUUGUGACGCUCCUGACAGGCUUGAUUCUACUGUUUCCCCAUUAUAUUGUGGAGCACGUGGAAGCUAAGCUCCUUCGGAACUGAGAAGUGAUCUGGAACCCCUGUAAUUUGUAUCUGUAUGUGUUAAAGAAACAGCUACUUGUUAAAACAUUCUUAAAGGUGCAUUUUUAUGAAAGAAACAUGAGGUGUGACCAUUGUAAUAUUUGGGAGGGAACGGUCAACCUAAAAUAACAUAAGAAUGAGUUAAACUUUACACUUUCAAAGAAAAAUCCCUAAAAUCGCUGAUUGCAUUUAUUUUCCUUGGAUCUGGGAAAGGAGUCAAAACUAAUCUUAUCAGUUCAUGGAAUGUGAGUGUCGCUGGUUGAGCCAGCAUUUAUGUCAUCCCUAAUUGCUCAGGUGAAAGUGUUGGUAAGCUGAUUUUUUUGAAUGGCUGCAGUCAUUGAUAAAGCAACAGUUUGGAGAGAGACUGGGGCAUCAAUAUGCAGAAAGUAACUCGCAAAAUCAUAGAAGUUAACAUUAUUGAAUAAGGCGCAUCAACCUUGUGUCAGUGAGUUAGGGAAUGAUACAACAGUUCAGUUUCACCAUCACCUUGUAGGCCAGUGCAUGAAGAGCAGGUCAUUUGGAGAAAAAGGCUACCAUUACUGAGCAGUCUGUGGUUUAGCAGAGAGAAGGAGAGACCACUGAGAAAAGGUGAAUAAUUCUGCAUUCAAGCAAGGGGUGAGGCAGGAUAUUAUUAAGGUGGAGAAGGUUCAAAAGAGAUUUACCAGGAGGUUGCUGAAUAUGGAAGGUUUGAGUUAUAAAGAAAGGCUGGAUAGGCUGGGGCUUUUUUUCAUUGAGGCAUAGGAAGUUGAGAGGUGACUUAAUAGAGGUUUAUAAUAAUGCAGGGUACAGACAGGUAGGUGUACUUUCCCUAGGGAAGGAGAUUUCAAGACCGGGUGCAGAAUUUAAAAUGAGACGAGAGAGAUUUAAAAAUAACGAGAAAAUUUUUCACACAAAGGGUCAUUCACAUGUGGAAUGAACUUCCUGAGGAAGUGGUGUAUAUGGGUACAGUUACACCAUUUAAAAAGCAUUUGGAUAAGUACAUGAAUAAGGAAGGUUUGGAGGGAUAUGGGCCAGGAGCAGGCAGAUGGGACUCAUUUAGUUUGGGAUUAUGUUCGGCAUGGACUGGUUGGACCAAAGGGUCUGUUUUUGUGCUGUAUGACUGUGAGGGAGUCCUUCAUUGUCAGUUUAUGGAAAAUCCACAUUUCAAAUAUGCACCUCAAAUAACGUGUGAGUUAUUGCUCACAAAUAGCAGAACCUGAGAGACACCAUGUCCAGAUAUUGUUUCAGCCUGUGUUCUCACAGUCAGAACUCAUUCUCCUUGGAGACCUCAUCAGUGAAUCUUCAAUAAGAUUGAGUACUAUAUGCAGUCAUGGGCUCCACUCAGAAUCCAAGAUAUUGAGGCAUUAGAAAUUCACUAAGAUGCUGCCAACCAAUUGAAAAACAAAUAAGAAGUGAGAUUGAAAAAAUAAGAAUUAAUCUUGUUAGCCCAAAUGAGAAUUUAUGGUGUUGGAAGCAGAAUGUGGCAUAAGUGUUUAAAGUUAUAACAGACCAACAAUUACAAAUGGAUCAAGCAGAUUUUGUAUUUAUAUUAUGCAGUUGUUUUUUAUUUGUAUUUUAGAAACUUAUAUUUUGUACCUAAUUUCUUUUGAAUUAAAAUCUUGCUCUAUAAAUAGUUUUUUUUUAGCUGGAGAAUACAGGCAUGGCUAUAUAUUCUACUGUCUUUUAAUUAAUAAAAUAAAACUUGUGCUAAGAUUCCA